CGCACCAUGUAUACACCCUCUUCUUGUUCACCAAAGCGGACAUGAAGACAACCUUCCUUUCGAUACUCUGGUUCAGCUUAGCUCUUGCACCAGUGCACUCUCUCCCGCGGGCCCUCCGUGCGGCAUUUUGGCUCUGGAUCCACCUCUUGCAUUUUACUGUCGCGAAUCAGGUGUACGCAAUGCACGAGGAUGCUAUUAACAAAGCACACCGGCCACUACCAGCAAAACGGAUCACCAUCCACAACGCUAUCAAACUCCGUUGGGUCUCAAUCCCGUUAUGUCUCGGUAUCUCGCUUCUAUAUAGCGUAGAGACGCUGUAUGCCAGUGCCUCUUUCAUAGCUCUGACGUUCAUAUACAAUGAACUACACGUCGACUCUGGCUUCUGGCUGUUUCGGAACAUAGUGAAUGGCUUGGGGUUUGCGGCCUUCGAAUGGGGCACGACGCUUUUGGCCGGGACCGACUGUCAGCACUUAGACCCAGCUGCACAGCUUGCAAUAUUCAACAGCGCCGCAAUCAUUGUCACUACGAUACAGGUGCAGGACUUCAGAGAUGUCGUGGGCGACGCACGUGUUGGCCGUGCCACUCUCCCGCUCAUAUCAGAGCGCUGGGCACGCAUAAGCGUUAUUACGACAAUUCUCCCAUGGUCGCUUGCGCUUUCACGGGUGUGGGAGCUCAACAGCUUCGCCGCAGCACUCUUCGUUGUCCUAGGCAUCUUCGUGGGCUUGCGAUUUCUGCUAUACAGAUCCGUCCGCAGCGAUGCGACAUCGUACUAUGUCUACAACAUAUGGUUGUCAUACGCGCAUUUCCUGGCCGCUUGUUGGCGAUACAAAUCCUUAACCUGAGCUGUCGUCGCAGCCUGUCCCCCCUUCGUCUUGGGACUUCGAAUUUGAUGGUUCUAUCCGGGAACUGAGAUGCAGACGCGAUUUGUGUGCCAGUCUUUCGCAGCUGAUGGUUUGGAUAGCGACAAAUUGAAGUUAAAAUGGCAAUGCGCUGGUCUCUUAUACACGACAAUCCAAU
This is a messenger RNA of Phanerochaete carnosa HHB-10118-sp, 1017 nucleotides long. RefSeq lists its product as uncharacterized. The record is from RefSeq and is a predicted model, not a curated record. The transcript has 4 exons. Gene Ontology annotation, cellular component: membrane. Bases 42 to 842 code for a protein of 266 amino acids. Lineage: Eukaryota; Fungi; Basidiomycota; Agaricomycetes; Polyporales; Phanerochaetaceae. Gene Ontology annotation, molecular function: transferase activity, transferring alkyl or aryl (other than methyl) groups.